AUGCCCUCACGCAGUUUGACAUCGUCACGCGUUUUGGCGCGCCGCAUUGUCUCAUCCAGUCACAGCUGCCAAAACCUCAGGUGCGCAGCCUUGAGUCGCGAGGCAGCCAGGAAACCGCUACAUAGCAGCCAGCACUUUCGACGGACAGAUUCUGAGAAGAAACAUCCGACGGGAAAUAAAUCAAGACAAGCCACUGGCUCCAAGGAGGCAGUGAGGCAUUGGUCCGGCGGAACCCGCGAGGCGAAGGGUAGGACAUAUUCAGAUGCCCUAGAGCGACUCGACAGCCUCACCCAGAAUCGUGACAUCACCAAAGCCUUCGAUGGCAAGGAUUCCAAGGCCGCCAAUGAGGCGGCUAUCCCCGAAAUGGUCACCUGGCUUCAGCGCGCAGGCUAUACUACAGACCAACUAUCUCAGAUGCAGCAUAUCCACGUUGCUGGCACGAAAGGGAAGGGGACCGUGUGUGCAUACGCGACCAGACUUCUGAUCAACAGCGCGCAGGGCAAGCGUGUAGGAACCUAUACAAGCCCACACCUUGUGACUGUCAGAGAGCGGAUCGCCCUGGGCGGGAGCCCAGUGUCGAAACAAUUGUUCACAGAAGCAUUCUUCGAACUAUGGGACCGCCUUGGGGAAGCUGCUCAGAGAGAAGGCCUCUCGGAGCGAUCGGCCAGGCCUUUUUUCUUCCGCUUCAUGACGCUGCUGGCGUGGCACAUUUUCAUCAAGGAGAAGGUCGAUGUUGUCGUCAUGGAAUGCGGUAUCGGCGGCGAAUACGACGCCACGAAUAUCUUGCCGCCCGCGGCGGUGGCCACGGCGCUCAUCACACAUCUGGAGCUUGAUCACACAGCUAUGCUGGGGAACACAGUGGAGAGCAUUGCAUGGCACAAAUCAGGUAUCUUCAAGCAGGGCAGGCCAGCCAUUGCCUAUGCUGGUGACAUGGCCGAGUCCGUCAAGAAUGUGCUGGUGCAAAGGGCUAAAGAUAAAGGUGCAAAUCUGUAUCUGGUUCCCAAGGAGGUCUUGGAUAGGGUAUGCGAGCAGUCGCCAGACGACGUGAUAGCUGUGAAGAACCACAUGCUGGCGGACAUGGCUGUCAUUGCUCAGUAUCAGGGGCUGUCGACAAAGAGUAUCAGCGAAUACUCCAAUCAAGGCAGCGAAGACUUGCCGCAAGUUUUGGAAAAGAUGCAUGUCCUCGGCCGAGGCGAGGUUCUCCAAGUGGACGGGAAGACGUGGUACCUGGAUGGCGCGCACACACAGGAUAGCAUCGCGAAUGUGGCAAGUUGGUUAGCCGCAAACGUCUUCGGAAACGACAAGCUGAUUGUCGUUUUCAAUCAACAAGAACGGGAUGCCGUAAAGCUCCUGAAGCACCUCGUCCAGUCAGUGGAAAGCUAUACUGAUGAACCUUCAUGGUGGACUUCCAAGUCUCCAUGCUUCAUCUUUUCCCGAAACGAACUCCUGGUGCAGACCAGUGAUGAGCUAGAGCAGGGGACUAGAGACCUAGCUGUUCAAGAGGAACUGUCACGUUGGGUGCGGAGCCCUGCUGGGGUAAAUCUCAUAUCGGCAAAGCCACAAGUCACGGUAUUUGAUAACGUCAACGACGCAGUCGCGCAAGCCAAGGAGAUAGCGGCUGGACACUCGGAGGCAAAGGUCGUUGUCACAGGCAGCAUGUAUCUCGUCGGCGCCGUUCUCAAGACGCUGCAAAGAGGGGCAGGGGAUGAGACGGAGUGA
Emericellopsis cladophorae is the source of this 1719-nucleotide messenger RNA. RefSeq lists its product as uncharacterized. The coding region runs from base 1 to 1719 and encodes 572 amino acids. Gene Ontology annotation, cellular component: mitochondrion; cytosol; cytoplasm. Gene Ontology annotation, molecular function: ATP binding; tetrahydrofolylpolyglutamate synthase activity. Lineage: Eukaryota; Fungi; Ascomycota; Sordariomycetes; Hypocreales; Bionectriaceae. Gene Ontology annotation, biological process: tetrahydrofolylpolyglutamate biosynthetic process. The record is from RefSeq and is a predicted model, not a curated record. The transcript has a single exon.